Sphaeroforma arctica JP610 is the source of this 513-nucleotide messenger RNA. Its product is annotated as V-type proton ATPase subunit F. Bases 103 to 456 code for a protein of 117 amino acids. The record is from RefSeq and is a predicted model, not a curated record. Gene Ontology annotation, biological process: proton transmembrane transport. Gene Ontology annotation, cellular component: proton-transporting V-type ATPase, V1 domain; membrane. Lineage: Eukaryota; Ichthyosporea; Ichthyophonida. Gene Ontology annotation, molecular function: proton-transporting ATPase activity, rotational mechanism. The transcript has 4 exons.
AUCAUUCAACUAUCUCUUGUCGUUACAAAACCAAAUAUCACUGAAACAAUACGGCGAAGGAUAGAACGAUAAAUAAAGAACUACACCCACAUCCUGAGUGCAAUGGCGGCUUCAAAAGAGGGACUUAUCGCCGUAAUCGGAAAUGAGGAUACAGUAACUGGAUUCUUGCUUGCUGGUGUAGGAGAUGUGGACGCAAAGAAACGUUCUAACUUUUUGGUGGUGAAAAAUGACACCACUGCGCAAGAGAUCGAGGAGGCUUUCCGAAGCUUUACUCAGAGACCCGAUAUAUCAGUCAUUCUGAUAAACCAAAAUAUAGCGACAGAAAUUAGAUACGCAAUUGAUCGUUAUAAUCAGCCCGUACCUGCAGUACUCGAAAUCCCCUCAAAAGAUACACCUUACGAUCCAUCCAAGGACUCUAUUCUGGCUAGAGCUAAGGGCAUGUUCUCUGGGGAGUGAAUGUCGACGACGAAAAUGGUUGACAACUAUGUAAUAAAGUGAUAGGUUCAUAUAGUA